Besnoitia besnoiti is the source of this 1776-nucleotide messenger RNA. RefSeq names its product adaptor complexes medium subunit family protein. The transcript is spliced from 10 exons. Lineage: Eukaryota; Apicomplexa; Conoidasida; Eucoccidiorida; Sarcocystidae. The record is from RefSeq and is a predicted model, not a curated record. Gene Ontology annotation, biological process: Golgi localization; endoplasmic reticulum to Golgi vesicle-mediated transport; retrograde vesicle-mediated transport, Golgi to endoplasmic reticulum. The coding region runs from base 1 to 1776 and encodes 591 amino acids. Gene Ontology annotation, cellular component: cytosol; COPI vesicle coat.
AUGACUGUCAUCAGCGCGUGUAUCAUGAGCCGGCAGAAGCCGCUGCUUGCUCGCCAGUUCGUGGAGAUCUCCAAGGUCCGCAUUGAGGGUCUGAUGAAUGCUUUCCUCAAGCUCGUUGAGCACGCAGGGGCAGAUCACACGUACGUCGAGUCGGACUGCGUGCGCUACGUGUACCAGCCGCUGGAUAACGUUUACCUCGUUCUCAUCACCACUAAGCAGAGCAACAUUCUCGAGGAUCUGCAGACUCUGCGGGUCUUUGCCACCAUCGUGCAAGAUGCAUGCUCCCGAGAGGGUUUGAGCGGAGGCGUCAACGUGGAGCAGGUUGUCUUGGAGAACGCGUUUUCGAUUGUAUUCAUGGUGGACGAGUUGAUUUCAUUCGGCCUUCGCGAGGCGCUCACGCUCGCGCAGAUCCGGACGUUCACCGAUAUGGAUUCGCACGAAGAAAAGCUCCAGCGAAUCAUUCAGGAGGGCAAAGAGAAGGAGGAGAAGGAGCGCCGCCGGCAGAUCGCGCAGCGGCUGGACAAGGAGCGCGCGGCGAGCGCGAAGACCAAGCCGCCGUCGUCCCAGGGCCCCGACUCGUCUUUCCUUUCCUCUGCUUCCUCGCUCGUGUCUUCCCCUAACGUGCCCAGCCUGUCUGCGGCUGCAGACUACAUCAACAUGUACGGGGGGAGCCUCGAGAGCCUCGCGGCCCUGUCCUCUGCGAAUGCCCACGCGGGGCCCAGCGGCGCACGCCUCGACGGAGGAAGCGCCGCCCCGAGCGGCUACUACGGCGGAAGCGCCUGCGGCGCGGCCCCUGGAAGGGGCAUGCAGCUCGGGCCCCAGCGCGCGGCGCCCCUCUCAGGCGCCGGCCUCGACGCCGGCGCCCCGCACCCAGUAGUGGGGGUCGGGGCCUUUGGAGCCCAGGGCGCCACGGGCCCGGAGAGACAGGCCGGCGCCCCCGGCGCAGACGCUGCGCACCUCUUGGGCCCGCGCGCCGACGCCGACGAAGCCAGCGCGCUGGCAGCCGCGGUCGGUGGAGGCCCUGCAGGCGCGCCGACGAUGGUGAAUCCGCUCGUUGAACCCGUUCAGGCGCUGAUCGAGGAGAAGGUCAAAGGCACGUUGCAAGCUGAGGGAGGCGUCGAUGAACUCGACAUCCAAGGCACGUUCUUCGUCACGGUGUACGACCCCAACAAGGCAGGCCUCGCGGCAUUUAGGAUAUCUCCUGAGGAUCGCCGCUUCAAAACGAAAGUCCAUCCGAACAUGAACCGCGCAAGCUACGCGCAAAAUGUGCUUGAGCUCCGCGACCCCACGCGGGCCUACGCCCCCAGAACGCCCGCCGCCAUCCUCAAGUGGCGCCUGCAGACCAAGGACGAGGGGCUGUGCCCGAUGGCGAUCAGCUGCUGGCCGUCUGUGGCGCCGAACGGCGUGACGCUGACGGUGGAGGUCGAGGCCACAGAGCCGUCUCGCGUUCUCCACGACGUUCACUUCUCUUUUACCUGCCCAGGCAACGUUCCUCACCAGGUGCUUCGUGUGGAUGGAGGCGAAACGCAGCACGAUGGCAUGUCGCUCCACUGGCGGCUGCCGCAGAUGUCUGCUUCUGGCGAGCUCGCGACGGCGACGCUCGAGUUCUUCGCGGCGACAGACAUCAACACUGUUUUGCCUUUCUCUGCGGAGAUGCGUUCGACCGAGAGUAUCUGCGCCUUCGAUGUGCUUGAGUGCUACCACAUGGAGAAGGCAGAGCCGAUUGCGUACGCGCUCACGCGACGCACAGACUACAUGCUCACGAUUCGCGCAUAA